This is a messenger RNA of Symbiodinium pilosum, 481 nucleotides long. NCBI's taxonomy places the organism in Eukaryota, Dinophyceae, Suessiales, Symbiodiniaceae. The record is from the annotation of a GenBank genome assembly.
CUAGGGGUGCGUACCAGGCCAGGAUGGGUGGACGAGGAGAAGCAAGUCCUCAUCGUCCCCCUGCUUUCAUGGUACCACGCUGGCUUUGAUGCGGAACCGGAUAUUUCAGACGAGUCGUUGGUGCCGGUUGAAAAGAUGAUGUCGGACUAUAUGCUCUGCAGGUGGCCGGAAGGGCUAAGCGCCCGCGACGGGUGCGAUUCGCUGGCGAGAUAUUUCGACUCCCUGAAUGAGCAGCGGGCAGCGAAGUUGCCUGCAAAGGAGUCUCCCCGAGAUAUGACAGUCAUCUCCUUCUCACACUUUUUGCCGAGACAGGAGCUUUUGCCCGAAAAACGGCUGCUCUACUUUCCUCCCAUAGCUAAAGCUGUGGGAUCCAAGCCGCUGGGAGAACGCAUCCGAGCGUUGUCCCCCGAUGUGCAUGUUUUCGGCCAUACUCACUAUGGCUGGAGUGCGGAGCUAGAGGGCACCCGCUAUCUUCAAGCGU